AUGAACGUCUGGAAGACACUGACCCAAGUCCAUGUCAACCCCGCCAAUGGAAAGUGUACCACUCUGCCGCUUCUCCAUCUGAAGAGCCAGUACGCACUCAACUUCCAUCUGUCAUGGCUCGGUUUCUGGGUUGCAUUCCUCUCCUGGUUUGCGUUCUCGCCAUUGACUCCGGAGGCGGUCAAGACCGAUCUCAAACUGACGACGGCACAAAUCGGCAACUCCAACAUCAUUUCGCUAUGCUCGACCCUCCUGGUGCGCGUCAUCGUCGGCCCACUGGUUGACUGGUACGGCCCGCGGAGAGUCAUGGCCGGCAUCCUCAUCAUCGGCGCCAUCCCCUCUGGCCUCGCGGGCACGAUCAGCUCCGCGAACGGGCUCUACGUCGUCCGCUUCUUCAUCGGGAUCCUCGGCGGGACGUUCGUCCCCUGCCAGGCGUGGACGUCCGCGUUCUUCGACACGAACGUCGUCGGGCGCGCGAACGCGCUCGCGGGCGGCUGGGGAAACUCGGGCGGCGGGUUCACGUUCAUCAUCAUGCUCGCGGUGUACGACGCGCUGCUGCGCGACGGCCUCGCGAAGCACGUCGCGUGGAGAGCGUCGUUCGCGAUCGUGCCCGUGCCCAUCCUCCUCGCAACGGCCGCCGUCACGCUCCUCUUCGGGACGGACCACCCGAACGGCCGGUGGGCCGACCGCCACCGCCCCUUCUCGCUGCGCGGAGCGGACGAGGAGGUCGCUCAGGAAGGGCAGGAGAAGGAAGUAUCACCGAGGAAGCCGCACGACAAGGCGGCAGCGCAGGAGGAGGCGCUGGAGGUCAGCGUGGACGUCGCGAUCGCCGAGCCGGACGAGACCACGCUCAGCAUCGGCGUGACGACGAACCAGGGGACGACGCUGGACGUCGCGGCGCAGGUGCUCAUGGCGCCCGCGACGUGGCUGCCGACGCUCGCGUACUUGACGACGUUUGGCUUCGAGCUCGCGAUCGACGCGAACCUGUCGAACGUGCUCUACGGCAUGUACAAGUCCGAGUCGUUUGGACAGACUAAGGCGGGCUAUAUUGCGUCGAUCUAUGGACUGAUGAAUACCUGGUCGCGGCCCCUUGGCGGCUACCUCGGCGAUUUGAUCUACCGUCGCUAUGGGGUCACCGGCAAGAAGUACCUGACGCUCGCUCUGGGCGCACUUGCGGGAUUCAUGUCGCUCGGUCUCGGGCUCUACAUUGACAGGGGAGAGAAGCCUUCGCUCGCGGUGGUCAUCGUCAUGUUCGUGAUCAUGGGCAUAUUCAUGCAAGCGGCCAACGGGGCCAACUUCUCGCUCGUCCCGCACUGCAAUCCUAACUCGAACGGUUUCAUGACGGGCAUUGUCGGGGCCGUAGGCAACCUUGGCGGUGUUAUUUUCGCGCUAAUCUGGCGCAUGCAGCCCAUGCCCUACGGCAAGGCGUUCUGGAUCUCGGGCGUCUUCGCGAUCGGCCUGAAUGCACUCAUCGUGCCGAUUCAGCCGCCGCGGGAUAAACACUGA
Postia placenta MAD-698-R-SB12 is the source of this 1503-nucleotide messenger RNA. RefSeq lists its product as hypothetical. Gene Ontology annotation, molecular function: nitrate transmembrane transporter activity; nitrite transmembrane transporter activity. Gene Ontology annotation, biological process: nitrate transmembrane transport; nitrite transport. Lineage: Eukaryota; Fungi; Basidiomycota; Agaricomycetes; Polyporales; Adustoporiaceae. Gene Ontology annotation, cellular component: membrane. The transcript has 14 exons. The coding region runs from base 1 to 1503 and encodes 500 amino acids. The record is from RefSeq and is a predicted model, not a curated record.